Molecule: messenger RNA, 1031 nt
Organism: Thecamonas trahens ATCC 50062
Lineage: Eukaryota; Apusomonadida; Apusomonadidae
Product: L-allo-threonine aldolase
Exons: 1
Coding region: 1-1002 (333 amino acids)
Biological process (GO): glycine biosynthetic process; L-threonine catabolic process
Cellular component (GO): cytosol
Molecular function (GO): L-allo-threonine aldolase activity
Source: RefSeq, a predicted model, not a curated record
AUGCGUGAGGCCAUGGCAGCGGCGGUUGUCGGCGACGAUGUGUGGGGCGACGACCCAACGGUGGUGGAGCUCGAGUCGAUGGCAAGCGAUGUGCUGGGCAAGGAGGCUGCGCUGUACUUUCCCUCGGGCACCAUGGCCAACUUGACGGCUGUUAUGGUUCAUUGCAAGGAGCGGAUGUCCGAAAUCAUCAUGGGCGACGAGUGCCAUGUCCACAUCUACGAGAACGGCGGCUAUGCGGCUGUCGCCAACACGCCCAUCAGGAUCGUGCCCACCUCGGACGAUGGCACUCUGCCGCUGGAUGCUAUCGAAGCCCUCGUCCGCCCGGUCAACGAUCACUUUCCCACCUCGCGCUUGCUGCUGCUGGAGAACACCCACAACCGCAAAGGCGGUCGUGUCCUGCCCAAGCAGUACAUGGACGACGCCUGCGUCCUCGCCUCCAAGCACAACCUCAAGGUCCAUCUCGACGGCGCCCGCCUCGCCAACGCCGCUGUCGCGCUCGGCACAACCAUCGCAGAUCUGGCUGCUCCCGUCGACUCGGUCUCGCUCUGCCUCUCCAAGGGCCUUGGCGCCCCGGUCGGCUCUGUUCUCGCCGGCUCGGUCGAGUUUAUCGCCACCGCACGCCGGGUCCGCAAGAUGCUUGGCGGUGGGAUGCGCCAGGUCGGUGUCCUUGCUGCCGCUGGCCUCCUCGCUCUCGACAAUGUCGAUCGCCUCCAGGACGACCACGCCAACGCUGCCGUUCUCGCCGCCGGCCUCGACAAGCUCCCGGGCAUCGACGUCGACGUAGUCGAGACCAACAUCGUGUUCUUCACCCUCGACGCUGCCGCCUUUGGCGCCACUGCAGAGGCCAUCGUCGAUACACUCCGCGACGACUACGGCAUCCUCAUUGCAGGCGGCGGGUCCCGAGUUCGGCUCGUCACCCACCUCGACGUCUCGGCCGACGACGUGGCCAAGGUCAUCGACGCCUUUGGUGCCGUCCACGCCGCAGCGCACGCCAGCGUCUGACCUCCGCUCACACCACAUGAAAGUAGUCG